AUGUCAGUCUUGAACACCUCUGAAAUGGAAAUCUCUACCUUUUUCCUCAUUGGGAUCCCAGGCAUGGAGCAUGCUCACAUUUGGGUCUUGAUCCCCAUUUGCCUCAUGUACCUCCUUGCCAUCCUGGGGAACUGCACUGUCCUCUUUUUCAUAAAAACAGAGACCUCUCUGCAUGCUCCAAUGUAUUAUUUUCUCUCCAUGCUGGCCUUUUCUGACCUGGGACUUUCCAUCUCCUCCCUUCCAACCAUGCUGAGAAUCUUCUUGUUCAAUGCCACUGGAAUUUCCCCCAAUGGCUGCUUUGCCCAAGAGUUUUUCAUUCAUGGAUUCUCAGCUAUAGAGUCAUCAGUUCUUCUCAUCAUGUCCAUAGAUCACUUCAUAGCCAUCUACAGCUCUCUGAGAUACACCUCCAUCCUGACCAGUGCCAGAGACUUUAAAAUCGGCCUCAUAUUUGCUGCAUUAUGUAUCAUGUUUGUCCUCCCUUUCCCCUUUAUUCUAAAGAGGCUUAAAUUCUGUAGGAAAAGCCUUCUAUCCCACUCCUACUGCCUCCACCUGAAUGUCAUGAAGCUGGCCUUUUCUGACAACAGGGUCAAUGUUAUCUAUGGACUCUUUGUGGCUCUUACAUCCUUAUUGUACUUGGGGUGCAUUUCUGUGUCUUACAUGUUGAUCUUGAAACUUAUUCUAGGCAUUGCCUCACACAAGGGCCGCCUCAAGGUUCUCAACACCUGCAUCUCCCACAUCUGUGCUGUGUUCAUCUUCUAUGUGCCUUGGCCGCCCUUCAUCGCUUUGCCAAAAAAUGUUUCCCCAGUCAUUAGGGCCAUUAUAGCUGAUAUUUUCCUUCUGGUACCCUCUAAUGAAUCCCAUUGUGUACUCAGUGAUGAGUCAGCAGACUAG
Messenger RNA from Acinonyx jubatus (cheetah), 891 nucleotides. Its product is annotated as olfactory receptor 51A7-like. Bases 1 to 891 code for a protein of 296 amino acids. The record is from RefSeq and is a predicted model, not a curated record. Gene Ontology annotation, molecular function: olfactory receptor activity. Gene Ontology annotation, biological process: G protein-coupled receptor signaling pathway. The transcript has a single exon. Lineage: Eukaryota; Metazoa; Chordata; Mammalia; Carnivora; Felidae. Gene Ontology annotation, cellular component: membrane.